AGUCAGCAAGCGGCCAAAGCAGAACUGUGAAGAUUCAGAUCAGGAGCAGGCCUCUACCAUCACUGUCUCGACAUAAGUGUUUGGGAUCUGGAGAGUUAAAGUCCUUUUGUGUUUAAAGAUCUAGAAGAGGACUGAAGUUAUAUUAAGUAAAAGUGAGAGUGUGGCUGUAUAUGUGUGCCAUGUGUACGUACGACCACAGGGCGUGAGCGUGGGACGGAUAUGCUGCAGCUGUGUAAGGUCACAGAAACUCUGUACAUUGCAAACUCACGCUCAGCCUGCAGCGACCAGCUGGUCCAGCAGGAGGGCAUCACUCUGUGCAUCAACGUGUCCCGGCAGCAGCCUUUCCCUUCAACACGUGUCUCCACCCUCAGGGUACCCGUGUAUGAUGACCCUAAUGAGAACCUGUACAAGUACUUCGACCGCUGUGCAGAUGCCAUCGCGAGCGAGGCGAGCCGGGGGGGCAGAACCGUGGUGUACUGCAAGAAUGGCCGGAGUCGCUCAGCCUCCAUUUGUGUGGCGUACCUAAUGAGGCAGCUUGCCCUCUCGCUACGUGAUGCCUUCCAGACGGUGAAAGAGGCUCGUUCUGUAGUGGAGCCCAACCCAGGAUUCUGGAGCCAGCUGGAGAAGUACGAGCAGGAGCUGGAAAGACGGAGAAGUCAGGGAGACAGCCCACUGGAUAUGGGGUCAUAAUGACCCGGGCCAGCUCACCAGGAAUGGACCAUCUGUGUAUGGUUUAAGGCAAGGGUACCGAACCUUUUUUACAGUUCGAGCUAUUUUUCAAAGAGAAUACUCAAGCUACCAAAUUGCAAUGGUAUAUUUGACUCACCAGGUAGAAGUCUCCUUGGUAUAUUUUGCUGAUUGCAAUCAACUGGUUGGUCACCAGGGAAAUAAAUCAUUACUCAUCUUGCGAUCGACCUGGAAACAUAUGGGCUGGGCACCUGUGGUUUAAGGAAUUUUGUGUGUACGUGGACAUGAUCUGCAAUGUACUGAGAGGACUGGAUCCCUGAUAGAGCAGGAGGCCUGCACCUUCAGCGCUCGGAUAUAACUCUAGGAAUAUAAAAGCACAUCAUGCAUUUAAAGGCCUCGUGUCAGUUUGUUUUGCGGGGCAGCCGUUUGCUAGUAUAGUCUAAACUGCCAGCCAUUCUCACCGUCUCCCCAUGUAGGCAUCACUCAGAUGCUGACCUGAUGGCCAACCCGUGUCCUGGGGCAAUUUUCACUGGCAUAUUUUAAUAAAAAAUAAAAAUAGGUUUGCA
Messenger RNA from Brienomyrus brachyistius, 1253 nucleotides. RefSeq names its product dual specificity phosphatase 28 (gene dusp28). The transcript is spliced from 2 exons. Gene Ontology annotation, molecular function: MAP kinase tyrosine/serine/threonine phosphatase activity. Gene Ontology annotation, biological process: protein dephosphorylation. Bases 220 to 690 code for a protein of 156 amino acids. The record is from RefSeq and is a predicted model, not a curated record. Gene Ontology annotation, cellular component: cytoplasm. NCBI's taxonomy places the organism in Eukaryota, Metazoa, Chordata, Actinopteri, Osteoglossiformes, Mormyridae.